This is a messenger RNA of Pantherophis guttatus, 1317 nucleotides long. It is a transcript of the gene TMEM186, whose product is annotated as transmembrane protein 186. NCBI's taxonomy places the organism in Eukaryota, Metazoa, Chordata, Lepidosauria, Squamata, Colubridae. The record is from RefSeq and is a predicted model, not a curated record. Gene Ontology annotation, cellular component: mitochondrion.
CUCCCAGCAGCCACCGCGCCACCUCGCCUCCCAGGGUGUCUGCACGAGCUCCCGGCGCCUUUGGAGCCCCCCCCCCGCGAUGAAGAUCUUCGUCGGCUGUGCCCGUCAGCAUUUGGCCCUCCUCAGGCCCCGUUGUCUUCAGAACAGCCUUGCUCCACAGUUAUGGAAAAGAGGCCACCAGGUGCUCCGUUCUUUUCAAAGUCCUAUCAUUCUGCAACAGGGAGGUAGCCCAUGGACGCCCAGCCUUCACGGGGUGCAGCCCCGAUGGCUGAGUAACAUCGACUUGUCUCAAUGCGAUCCAAAGCCACCAUCUAGCUCUGAAAAUUCAGAGAAAUUUGCCGUGAUUUACCGAUUCCCAGCCAUCAGGUUGUUGAAACUCUUCUCGAGGCUGAAGAUAGUGCAGACGGGCUUCGGUCUGCUGAUCCUCCCUCCGCUCUGGUAUUUCCAUGGGCUAAGCCAGUUUCCUUUGGUCACCGGCAUCUUCUCCUUCACCCUCGUCUUUCUGUACGCCAUCAGCUUCUUCCUGCAACGAGUCAUCGGCUUCAUGUAUGUGAACGAAAGCGGGACCCUCUUGAAAAUCUCACACUUGACAUUUUGGGGGAAGAGGAUGAAUUUCUGCUGUCCGGUUGAGUCUGUCGUGACCUUAGGAGACGAGGGCAAAGACAGCAGCAGGUUCCUCCUGAAGUUCAGACAGUGUGACCAGAAAAAAGUGCUGUAUUUUUCACUUGUCUUGGGUCAAGUUAUAGACCACGAAGCCUUUGGCAAAGUGUUUGGGUGUUAUACCUAAGUGUGCGUGAGUGGGGGGAGAGAAAUUUUAACACCUACCCAGAAUGUUUUGCACUGAGGAUUCAUAACCUUGUUAGCGAAAAUAUACUGUAGGUAGUGCUGAACUUACGAUCACAAUGGAUCAGGGGUGAAAUCCAGCAGGUUCUGACAGGUUCUGGAGAACCAGUAGCGGAAAUUUUGAGCAGUUCAGAGAACCGGCAAAUACCACCUCUGGCUGGCCCCAGAGUGGGGUGGGAAUGGGGGUUUUGCAGUAUCCUUCCCCUGGAGUGGGGUGGGAAUGGAGAUUUUGCAGUAUCCUUCCCCUGCCACACACACCAUGCCCACCAAGCCAUGCCCAUGCAACCGGUAGUAAAAAAAAAAUGGAUUUCCCCACUGCAAUGGAGCCCCAAAUUUAUGUUGCUAAGAGACACAUUUGUUAAGUGAGUUUUGCCUCGUUUUAUGACCUCUCUUACCACAGUUGCUAGGCCUGCAACUAGUAUUAAUGCCCCUCCAAUUGUUUUCAGUUGUGAGAAAUAAACAAUUGCCACCAUG